Neolamprologus brichardi is the source of this 2376-nucleotide messenger RNA. It is a transcript of the gene lrrc74a, whose product is annotated as leucine rich repeat containing 74A. NCBI's taxonomy places the organism in Eukaryota, Metazoa, Chordata, Actinopteri, Cichliformes, Cichlidae. The record is from RefSeq and is a predicted model, not a curated record. Gene Ontology annotation, molecular function: calcium ion binding; protein binding.
AUCCGGUCUCAUCUCGAUAGGGAUUACGGUGAACAGCGCCAUCUAGUGCUUAUCUAUAUAAACGAAUCAAAGUCUUCGCUAUUACCAUACUUUAAACCAUUAUUAAUUGAUAUAGGGUACUUUUCUUUCUUUCUUUUUUUAAGAUGGAAAUGGCCGUUUCCAGUGUGCUUCAUUUGUUUUUAUCGAUAAUUUUCCGGCCGCCCUCGGAUCUUUCAUAACUUUCCUUCUCCUGAUCAGCCGUUGGAUCGUCUUCUUAACACUAGAAAACGACAAAAUUUUUCCCAGGUUGUCAGGAUCUCGUGCCGUGAUGAAUAACAUUCACGAAGACAGUGUGGAUUUUCAGUCCAAUUCACAAGAGGAAAAGCAGCAGCCCUCUGUUCAGUCAGUCCUGUCCAGAGGACCCCAGGAGGAAAUCAAGUUCACUAAGGGCCAAGCAGGGCACAGUGAUGAUGAAUGCAGCACUGACCUGGAAGACAAUAUUUUCACCUCCAGCAGGAGAUUGAAUUUGUCCCCAUCAGACGUGUAUCUAAAGGCCUGCAAGCAGACAGGAGCCGUUCCUGUUUCCUACAUCCUCCGCCACUUGGAUGAUGAUAUUCUAGACCUGAAUUACUAUGGGCUGGGACCUCUGGGGGCCAAAGCUCUGGCUAUCCUUCUGAAAAGUCACGGUGUAGUCACCCACCUCGAGUUGAAAGGGAACUCACUUCAGGCUGAAGGGACACAGUAUCUGAUGGCGAUGCUUUUUGAAAACAUCAGCAUUCAGAGUCUAAAUCUUUCCGACAACAAGCUGGGCCUUAAAGGAGCAGAGGUUAUCUCCACAAUGCUGUCAGACAAUCCUAAGCUCAAAUCCAUCAACCUCUCAGAAAAUGACUUUUGUGACGCUGCAGCUAAAUGCUUGGCAGAAGCACUAAAGAAUGAUUUUGUGGUCAAAGAGCUCGACCUCAGUUACAACUGCAUCUGCGAUGCAGGAGGAGAAGACCUUGGUGUCAUGUUAGCAGAGAACAUCGGUAUUGAAGUCCUAAAUCUGAGCUGGAAUCACUUUCUCAUACAUGGCAAUGCAGCUCUGAUUGCUGGUCUAAAGGUAAACGCAACACUGAAGCAGCUCCAGCUGUCGAACAGUGGAUUUGGCCGUCCAGAGGUACAGCUGAUGGCUGAAGUGCUGCAACAAAAUGACACACUUGUGCUGCUGGACCUCAGCAUUAACUGUGUGGACGAUGAAGCUGUAAGGCUGCUCUGCCAGGGCCUGGCCACCAACGAAACCCUCGAGGUUCUCAAACUCUCUCGCAACCCCAUGACAAAAAUCGGAGCCGCCACGCUGCUCAGAACGGUUAAAAACAACAUGAAAUCAGCACUGGAGGAGAUCGAUAUUUCUAGUGUGCUUGUGUGUGAGACCUUUGUGGAGCUGCUGGAAGAAACCCGCGUGACCCACCCUGCUUUGCGGUUCCAGUAUUAUAUUCUGCCCUCCGUCACCAAGAACUUAUUGGCACUUGGGAUCUUUAAGAAGUUCUUUGAAGAGCAAAAUAAGAGCAUUGUGGAUUUCUUCCAGGCUCUGGACAAAGAGGGAACCAUGAAAGUCUCCACCUCUGCCUUCAGGAAGGCUGUAAAGGAAGCUAACAUACCUCUGGAUCAACAGCAGCUUGGCUGGUUGGUCAGGAAGUUUGACAAGAACUGCACGGCAACCAUAGUGUACAGUGUUGUUCAGACAUUUGUGUAGGUGCUGGCAGAGAAACAAAGACGUACAUUAGGACCCAUUGUGCCCUGUGAUUAUUAAAGUAAACAGAAAUACUGAAGAGGUAUCAUACACAGCUGCAAACACUCGAGCCUGCAUUUGUGAAGUGGGAGAAAGGGCCAAGCAACCCUCAAGACUAUGUCAGAGAUGAUCCCAUUAUUUGGAGCUUCUCAAGAGCUGAGCGACAGGCUGGCUAAUGAGGCUUUGAAGAUCCAUCGCUGGCACACAACUCGCAUGCGGCAGAGAAUUCGGGGAGCGAAACAGAAUCUGGCACGAGAUAAAAUGUUUUAGCCAAGAUCGGCCGCAAAGACGUCCAUUGCCUCGGCGCUCUGCUUUUAUUUUGCCGGCAUUGAUUUUCCAAGACCUUUUAAAAAGAGACAAAGACUUCCCAGGAGAUGAAUGUGAAUGCGUAAUGUCCAGUUCAGGAGAAUAGAACAUCUAUGUAUGAACAUGAAGAAGAAAAGUGAGACAAGUUUCAGUACAUAUAAAUCAAGAGAUUUAAUGUUUGAAAUUGUUUCUUUAAAUAAGUAGAAGCAUUUCAUAUACGAGACCGGACAAUGAAAAUGAAUGUUCCAGCAUAAAAACCUGGAAAUUGUGCACUUUGAACUUUACUUCGAACAUAUUUUUCAUAAAGUAACAAAUUGUGUGUA